Molecule: messenger RNA, 5207 nt
Organism: Saccostrea cuccullata (small rock oyster)
Lineage: Eukaryota; Metazoa; Mollusca; Bivalvia; Ostreida; Ostreidae
Product: spermatogenesis-associated serine-rich protein 2-like
Exons: 16
Coding region: 93-2036 (647 amino acids)
Cellular component (GO): cytoplasm
Molecular function (GO): protein binding
Source: RefSeq, a predicted model, not a curated record
GAACUAGUAAAUUUUCGCAUGAAAUAGGCAGCACUUCCGGUAAAAGUGGCAGUACUCUGCAACUUUCUAGCACAGGCGAUAUUUGACAAAAGAUGGCAAGGAAAAACGGUAUUCGAUCAGAAAACUCAGGAACAAUACACUUUGAUACCAGAACUAAAGCAGUCAUGGCAGAGGUUUCCCUAGCCCAAGAGAAUAUCAAGGAAAAGGUCAAUGCAGUGCGAGAGGUUAUCCUGGGGAAGAGCAACAAUGAAAUAAUUUUAGUCUUGCAGUACUAUGAGUAUGAUGUAGCUAAGGCCAUACAAGCUUACUGUGAAGAUGGAGCUCAAAAAGCCCUAGAAGAAUGGCAUUGGUCUGGAAACAAGACACCUAACAAGAAGAAGAAAAAUAAAAAGAAGGCUUCAUCCAAAGCGGCCAGUGAGGAGGGGGAGUCCCAGUCCCCCAAGAAAGAGGCCUCCUCACCGACCCUGUCUAAUGGUAUACCUGUCAAGGAUGGUAUACCUAAUGGAAUCAUAGUUAAUGACACAGAACCAACAGGAGGGGGACAGGCCUCUAUAGCAGGUGAACAGGAAGCUAGCUGGUCAUCACCAAAUGUUAACAACAAUGCAUCCUCCUCUAGAUCAUCCCCAUUAAAACAGCAGUCACCCCAGCCCCAAAGGCAGCAACCCUCAUCUCGGAUCUCCCCCACAGCCUCAUCGUCACAGCCACAGAGGGCGGGGUCAACACCCCAGCCCCAGAGGCCAGCCCACAGCCAUCCCCACAAUAGACAACGAACUCACUCUGGUUCACAUUCCCACAGACAAAGGACUGCCAGCACAACUUCUCAACCAGAACAUAAACCAACACACUAUAAAGCACAUCAUGGGUUAGAGAAGUCGGUGAAAGACUUGCAUAGACAAACUGUUGCAUUAGAGAGAUUCCGAAUGGUUUUAAAUGAAGAAGUAGAUAAAACCUACAAAAGAAUCAAAUCGGUAUUUGAUGAGAUGAGAACAAGUUUAAACAACAGGGAAACAGAACUCACUUCUGAGAUGGAUAAAGUCAAAUUGGCAGCAAAUGACAUCUUUGCAAUGAGGCAGAAGAGAGCAGUAGAACUGAAAACAAAAGUAGACAGGUCUGACAACAUGAAUGAACAAGAAUUAUCUGAACUUCGCUCAGAAAUAAAGCAUUUUAUAAGUGAAAGGAAGAUAGAUGAGGAUUUAAGUAGGACAACAAGGUUCUUAUAUGACUCUGAUCACCUGAAAGAGGAGAUCUGUCAAUUUGCUGAGGUUGUACCGGUCAAAUGUUCAUAUUCUGCCAGACGUCCAUCCAUGAGUUCAGUAGCCAGUAGUGGACCAGAGGAAAUGGACAGUCUAGCUUCUUCUCUCAAUAGUCCAGCACCAGUCAUUGUAGAUUCAGGACAUGAAGUUGAACAUGAAUCUCUACGUGCCAGUGAAGCACAUGAAAUGGCAGAACUUCAAAGGAGGUUGAAAGGUUCAUUACAAUUGCAGGGAUACAUGAAGUCAGAGGGAGAAAAUGACCAAGCCCAUUCACCCACAAAGUCUAGUCCAUUAUCCAAUCGUAUUAACCAUGAGUUAGGAAGUAGUACAUCACCUAAAACAACCAGUGAAGAUAGUGCUGACAGGCAACCCAAACCCAGUGAAACACGUGAGAAAUCGUCUCAAAAUGAAGCUUUGAAGUCAAGUUCAGAGUCUGAUACAGCUAGGAGAUCUCAGUACUCAGGAAGGGGCAGAGGAAGGGGGGGCAACUACAGGGGCCGUCCCAGAAAAGAGGGCAGUGACUCUUACUACAGGAACCAGGGAGGCUAUGAAAGGGGAGGAUACAGGAGGAGGGGGGAGUACUACAACUCCAGGAGGGAUAACGACCGCAGGAAUUACAGACCGAGGGACGAACAUCCCAAAAGUGCCCCCCAGAGAGGCGAGCGACCUCCUCGAAAUGAGAGGCCCGAUAUGGGGGGAGAGAAUGUACGGCCCAAAACUGCUACAGAAAAUGUAAAGGAACCUACAGCUAGAAAGGAUUUAAACAAUGUACCUCAGGAAUGAACUUAAUUUUCAAUUUUUCUCUCUUCAUUUUUUGGGGGGUUUAUUCUAGUCUCAUUGUUACAUCCUUUUCAGCUCAAGUGAUCCUGUAUUAAUCACAUUGAAAUAUCGUGCUUUUGAAUUGUAAAGAAAUGGGGCUCUUCAAAGUUAUGUCUAUUGAGACACUGUAAAGGGGAUUUUUAACAUGAAGAUACAUGGAAAAAAUUGCACUGUUCUUUUGUAUGUGGACCCCAAAUAUAACUACAUGUAUAAUAUUUAUCCUUUUUGAAUGUUGAUGUAGAUUUUUAUUUAUAAUUGAGUGAAUUUAUUUUGGAUAAUGUAAGCAAUGCUUUGUAAAUGUCAGGUAAUUGUAAUUGCUAUUACGCAUAAAAUGAAUUUGUUUGUUCCUGUUUGCAAUUGAAAAUUGUUUACAUAAAUAUAUGUAUUGACUUUGUGAUAAAACCCUGUUACUUAAUGUUUUGAAUUUCACCUCAGCCAUAUAGAUAUAUUGUCAGUGUUUGAAAUAUUUUGUCAUUUGCUUUUAUCAGUGUCAUUAAUGAGUAAUUAAUUAUUCAUUGAUCUUGAUAUACAUCAGUAUUGGAAUUUUGCUUUUAGUGCUAAAAGACAUGUACUGUUCAUCUCUUUAUAAAAUCAGUGGCGAUUAGUUUUAUGAUGGUUAACCCAUGGCCCAACCCUUUACCGAAUGUAAACAGUAACUUGAUAAAUCAUUCAAAUGAAUAUAUUUGUUUUGGGGAAAAAUAGUGCAUUGCGUCUACCGGUAAUUUUGUAUUUAUACCACAGUAUUCAAAGUAAUCUAUAUUUAUGUUGUAUUGUUAUUGUAUGCUGGUAUUGAAAAGUUGGUGAAUUAUAUAUAAACACACAUAUACCCAAGUUGUUUUUGAAGUUGAGUAGCAUUGAUAAUCAUUUGACACACAAAUUAAUGAAGCUGUGAUUAUGGAUAAAGUUCUGGAUUUUAAAAAAUGUGAUUUUAACUCGGUGGUUAAAAACGGAGGAGACAAUCGCAUCCCAGGGUACAAUGUAUAUUAUUAAACGUCAAAUUAAUCUGUGAUAUAGAUACAUUUUUGGACAAACUUUAUUUAUUAACAAGAGCAAACUUUCUACAAAUUUAUCAAUAUUAUGCAGUAAAAAUCUGAAUGACUUUAUCACUCUAUAGAACAUUAUAAGCAACUAAGUAUAUACACCCCCCCCCCCCCCCCGAAAAAAAAGGAUAUUGAGUAUAAGAUUUUUAGAGCUUAAGCUAUAUAUAGCAACUAGCAACAUUACAAGAUUAAUUUAUUAUAUAAAUGGUUCAUGUUGUUCAAUAUAUUGGAAGCCUUAUAUUUAAAUCAUAACAUAACAUUGAAAAAUAAUUGUGGAAGGACAAAAGCUGACAUUUAAGCCACUUUAACUGAAGCAUGAUUAUACAUGUAUCUAAGCUUGAUCUUUACAUAAAAAUAAAUUUUUACUUUAGGUACGAUUAUGUUAAAGUCACUGUAAUCUUGUCAACAAUGCUUUGAAGUAGGUUGCUUCCCUUCCCUUGCUCCAGAAAUUUUAUUUAUUCAUGUACAAGGUAAACACAAUAUUUUGUAUAAAAUACUUGACUGAGAAGGUAACAAUUUUUAAUACAUGUGUAUAUCUUUCUACAGGUAAUUUUUUUACCUGUAUGUGUUAACUAAAUGAAAUGUAACUUUGAGAGUAUGAAAUUUCUGUCUCAACAUCUAUGCAUGCCCUAUACAAACCAUAUAUUUAACUGAUGUAGAUAAACAACGACUUUCUUGUAGUAAUCCCUUUCUGUGUUUGAAUAAUCUAAGUCUGUAUAUUUUUGUAUGGUCACAAAGUUUUAUAAGCAAACAAUUGCUUUCAAGAAUAUGUGUUGUGUAACCUUUUUUUUCUUCAGUGGUGAACUAUAAUUAGUCUCCAAUGACAAGAGGUACUUUUUGAUCAAUUGUACCAGGCAUCUUUAUUUUUGCCCAUUACAGUUUCUAUUAAAUGUAAGCUUUGGUGCACAGUUAUCUUCAUAUAUUUUAAUUAAAUUAUACUCAUUUAAGUGCCAAACACAAAUACAGAGAAAAAAUCUGAAGUUGAAUUUUCAUGUCUCCAUUUUGAGGAAGGCAACAAAAAAACAUUUCUUUUGCUUUGUAUUGCCUUUUUGGAGUGAUUUUAAGGUAGAAUUAGAUUUACAUUUACUUAAGAUGUGGACAUUUUUAUGUGUUGCUUACACCAACAAAUUUAAGCAUGGGAAUAAUUCCACAGUGCUAGGAUGAUAAUAAUUAUUGCUGAUUAAAAUAUAUGCAAAGGCAUUUGUAUGCAGGAAAAAGUGAUGUGAAUGUUCUGAGCAUAUAUGACUCUCUUGUGUAAAUUUCCAUGUUUACAGGACAUCAUAUUGAGGGGUUAAAACCAUGUUGCAAGUAUGUCAAAUGCAUGUAGAUAUAAAACUUCUGUGAGUGUUAAAGUGUGUCACAGCAAAAUUCCAGUUGUUUCUGUUAGUACUUUUAAUGGUACAUGUACAGUGUAUUGUUGUAUAACAUUGUUUAUAAUCAUGGUUAGGCAGUGUGUAGACCCUGCCAAACAUUCAGUGGUUUGUGUAAAUCAGUAUUGUUAAGAAUUUUUUUUUUUCUUGUCCAUGAAAACCAGGGCUUUGUUUUCCCUAGCACAACUUGUUCAUUCAACCACCAUUCUGCUAUAAAUUGUAUAUAUGUAGUUACAGUAUAAAGAAGAGAGAACUAAUUUCAAAUAUGUGUAUAUUAUAUCAAAUAAAAAAAAAACUAUUUUAAAAGAAUGAACCCAGUCAUUAUGUUAUGUCCCUUGAACUUAUUUUGGGCUAUUCAUUUUUCUCAUUAUCCAUUUAUUCACUUUGGAAACUUGGAUUGUAUAGGCCUAUCAUUACACUUUUGCUUGAUCUGUUUAUUUUAAUUUUCAUAGAGGAUGGUUGUUUUUCUUUUUGUUAUUGUGUUGAUAUACCAUCACUUGUUGCCUGGUUAUAUGUGUGGGUAAAUUAAUCAUUGGUCCAUUUUCACCUAUUUGGUUACUAGUCCAUGAUGUUGCUGCUACUUUUAUGUUGAAUUAGUUAUGGGAAGUUCUGCAGAUAAUUAAUUAAGGAUGUUGACCUUUAAAAUCUUGUAAAAAUGUGUAUUCAUAAUAUAUAUAUGCAUAGAUAUAUAUAUAGAUCUAUAUUAUUAAAACAUAUCAAUGGCA